ACAAACUGGACACUGACAAACCUACCGCUCAGCGUGAUCAUACGUCUGCCUCAUCGUCCACUACAUUUCACCCUCGGGAUCUACAGUAUACACAAUCUUAGAGAAAUGUCUUGGAAACUGGUGAUAGCUGUAAUUCUUGCGCUCCAAGUGACUGUGUCGCUCUGCGACUUGCCCCAGCCGGACCAGGAGCUGGUGGCCAAAUACGGUAAUGUGAUGGACUCAUUUCACAAGCGGCUGGUGCCCUACUUCAGCAUGAUUCGGGACUUCAUAACAGCCCCCCUGAUUGAGCACGUUCUCUAUAGCGAGGUAUCUCUGGACUUCUUCGAAAAACUGUCCCACGUUCCCCAUAUCCAGAGUGUCGAAAAAGUCACCAAAGGUGUGGCUAGGGAGGUCUCAUCACUGAUAGACAAAUCUCGCAUGGCUGCCCUGGGGCUGUACGGAGAGCACGUCAGACCCUGGGCAGGACCCUACGUGGACCGGGCCAUCGCUGCCAUCAUAAGCUUCCUGGACACCUUGAGGCCACACACAAACUGGACACUGACAAACCUACCGCUCAGCGUGAUCAUACGUCUGCCUCAUCGUCCACUACAUUUCACCCUCGGGAUCUACAGUAUACACAAUCUUAAAGAGAUGUCUGGGAAACUGGUGAUAGCUGUAAUUCUUGCGCUCCAAGUGACUGUGUCGCUCUGCAACUUGCCCCAGCCAGGGCAGGAGCUGAAGCUUAAGUACAGUAAAGUGAUAAACAACUUUAUGGACCGGCUGUGGCAGUACUAUGAAAAGAUUGGGCAUCCCAUAAUAGGCCCCAUGAUGGAUAACAUUUUCGACAACAAUGUAACCUCGGACUUCGUUGAAAAACUGUACAAAAAUCCCUAUGUCGAGGCUGCCCAAGACAUCGCCAUAGGUGUGGCUAUUGAGGCCUUUCCACUGGCGGAUAAAACUCACACGGCUGCCCUGGGGCUGUACGGAGAGUACGUCAGGCCCUGGGCUGGACCCUACGUGGACCGGGCCAUCGCUGCCAUCAAUGGCUUGCUGGACAAGGUGAUGCCAGUGGAGAAGCAGUGACCGGGGUCUGGGAGACAUAUUCAUGCUUUUGGAUAGCUGCAUGUCUCGGUAAAAUAUUCUGAGAUCUACGGCGUGUUCCAAAAUUGUACCAGCAUGACAGGAAAUGUAUUGCAAUAAAAAUAAAUUGUAAAUGGUU
This is a messenger RNA of Conger conger (European conger), 1198 nucleotides long. RefSeq lists its product as uncharacterized. The coding region runs from base 106 to 1062 and encodes 318 amino acids. Lineage: Eukaryota; Metazoa; Chordata; Actinopteri; Anguilliformes; Congridae. The transcript has 8 exons. The record is from RefSeq and is a predicted model, not a curated record.